AUUUUACGCCAAUAAACUAAGGUGGUAAAUAUUUUGGAUAAAAACCCUAAUGUGGGAAAGAGACCAUAAGUUGCUGGCAACAUCAAGGAGAAAGGUUUUCAUGGUUUGUCAUCAUGUCAUUUUGAUAUUUGCAAUUGAUAAUUUGACACAUGUAAACAAUAUAAUGUUAGAUGGUAACACUGAAAGGGUGGCAGAACGGUAGGUCUUUGUCUAUAUCAGCUCAACAAAAUACAUGGAUGCUUGUUAUUGGUCUAAAAAUAACCGAAUGAUUUUAAACACACGACCGCUGGGGUGACGCCGAGUUUUGAAUAGUCAGUUACUCUUUGAACGCGCCGCGGAACAUUUCUCGGAGACACUUAGUCCUCUAAUAUCAGAAGUGGUAUUCGGAUUUUAAAGUAAUCAUUCCCCCCAAGUUAAGACGAAAAGGACGAGUGAGCGAGUGCGCGGAAAGUGGGUUGCAGCAGCAACUCAGGGUAGUGUUAGCUCGUCUAAAUGCCCUAGAGGACAAUUCAGUGCGUACUUCAAGUUCCUCGAUGGCCGGUAACGGAGAAGACCCCCAAGUGCAAGCACACUCAGAGACGCCGCAUGAGGACGUGGCCAUCACACAAAACUCCUGCGUCCAAGUUCUAUCGUCACCCGCUAGUUUCCCGUCUGCAGUAACGGUAACAUCAAGUGAACACGACCGCGUGUUGGAGGUAACAAAUAAGAUCGCUGAUGCGAUAAAUGCAGUUUCGGAGGUAAGGUCAAACCUUUAUAUUUCUAGUUUUGACCCAUCGCUACAUAAUUUUGAGGCGUGGUGCGAUAAAGUAGAAUACGCACGUUCGUCAAAUGGUUGGGAUGAUCGAGAGUGCUUAGCACGUAUUGGAAACUGCUUAAAAGGUGAUGCUCGAAUAUGGCUAAACGAGUGGGUUACGAACGAUAGAACUUGGCAAAAUUUUAAAAAUCAAUUUAAGGCGUUGUGUCCUCGGCGCGUAGACAUAGCGGACAUCUUGUUUAAUGUUAUGAACACAAAUUCCGACAGUUACCCGACUUAUGCGGAGUAUGCACGUCGUUCAUUAUUACGACUUCAAAUUGUUUCCGGAUUAUCUGAAGAAUUAAUAGUAGCAAUAGUAAUUAGGGGUAUAACCGAUCCACAAAUACGAGCAGCUGCAACAAACGCUAACAUACUCUCCCAAAAUUUAAUCAAUUUCCUUUCUAUUUACACAAAACUGUCACCAUCAACAACUAACCAGCAAGUUGUAAGAAAUAGUAAAAUGAAUGAGGAAGGAAGUAAAACAAUCAUAAAAAAAAGAGAAAGCACCGAUGGAAAAAUCAAGUGUUUUAAUUUCAGUGCUUUAGGUCAUAAGCAUUUCCAAUGCCCCAAGAUAAUGUCAUCAAAUAUAUCAAGUGCUUCUACAUCAGUUACACCUAGUACAUCAUCUGAAAAAAAAAAAAAAAAUCUUGUACUUAUUGCAAGAAGCCGGGACAUCACAUUAACAAUUGUUUUGCUAAACAGCUAA
Messenger RNA from Papilio polytes (common Mormon), 1499 nucleotides. RefSeq lists its product as uncharacterized. The transcript has a single exon. The record is from RefSeq and is a predicted model, not a curated record. Lineage: Eukaryota; Metazoa; Arthropoda; Insecta; Lepidoptera; Papilionidae. The coding region runs from base 534 to 1499 and encodes 321 amino acids.